AUGAUCAAUGCCACAGAAAACGGAGACUUAUGCAUCCAGUGUGCUGAGACCGACUUCAAACGUCUCUCCAAGUUGAAUUAUUCCCAGAGUGCUUUUGUAAGGCACCUCGGCUCAAUUGAGGCACUCAAAGCCUCCAAUUGUCGGUUAUGCCGCUUUUUCGCCACUUUUGCACCGCGCAGUGCGCCAGCCGGACUGGCAUUCGAGGAUUUCGACCUGCGAGUUUUUAACACGAAUUGGGUCUUUACGGGCUCGGCCCGUGAGCCAGCAAGGAAAAACCUGUUAGGUGUUGUGCCCUCUAACUGGGGCUCUACGGCUAUCCAUGGAGGAGACAUGGCAAAAAUUCGUCUGGCUAUGGAGGAGACUGGGUACCUGAGCUUGGAGCCAUCCACAGAGGACGUACCAAUGAUUAGCAAAGUCCAAAAAGUGAACUCCAGAAAUUUUGACGUCGGCUUGGUAAAGAGUUGGAUAUCAUACUGCGAGGAUAAUCACUCGACGCGAUGCCAUGACCCGAUGGCUGUUGACCCUCCUGGUCUUCAUGUUCUUGAUUGCCGCACUCGGCAAGUUAUCUUUGCCCCUCUUGGAUGUCAAUACGUAUCGUUGUCUUACGUAUGGGGAUGUUCAACACCCCAAUCAGUGAAACGGCAACCGCCCAAGGCUAGGUUCGAAAAGGUCAUUGAGGACAGCAUCGCUGUUACCUUGAUGAUGGGAAUGCGGUACCUUUGGGUUGAUAGGCUGUGCAUAGACCAGACCGACAGGAAAAAACAACGCCACCAGAUUAAUCAGAUGGAUCUCAUAUAUGCCAGAUCCACCUUGACAAUCAUCGCAGCUGCUGGAUACGGCCCGGAACGUGGGCUGCCUGGGGCAAACGGAACGUUUAGAAACCCGCAGAGGUGGAUCACGAUUCCAGAUGGCACAACCUUGAUCUCGACUUUGCCGAUUGGGAGGCAUCUGGUCCAGAAUUCCAAAUGGAACACCCGUGGUUGGACAUACCAAGAAGGAAUUCUAAGCAGGAAGCGUCUCAUAUUCACCGACAGCCAGGUUCUCUUUGAAUGCAACGGGAUGCAUUGUUGCGAGGCGGUCUCCUUUGACCUCAGUCGGAUGCACAAAAAAACGAAGGAAAUGUUUGACAUGGAUGCCUACAGACUCGGCGCCUUUGGAGCCAAAACUCCAGGCACAAAUCCCCAAGAAUAUAUGAAAUAUGUGUCUGACUUUUCAAAACGGGAGCUCACGUAUGCAAGAGAUACACUGGAUGCUAUCCAAGGCGUUUUAAAUACGUUCACAAGGGCUAGGAACCCUAUUCACAAUUUCUGGGGCAUCCCAAUAAUUUGCAGUGAUGGGGACUUUUUCAGACGAACGGACCUCGCUUUGCUGCCUGAAAGCACGACGCGCUCGAGGUCCACUCGGUUCAUCAUUAAUCUUCUCUGGGAGCCCUCUCCUGCCUACCCUCACGGCUUUACGCGAAAAAAGGGAUUUCCUAGCUGGUCGUGGACCGGAUGGCGUGGGAAGGUUAAAGAUCACAUCUCACUGGGGAAUGUGGUGAACCAGGGCAUUUUUUUGGAUGCCCAUGUGUGGUUUUCGGAGAAGCACAAUAACCAGUGUUAUUCCAUAGAACAGCUCCCUUUACGGCCUGGAAAACACAUUCUCCAAGAUGUGUUCUCCUCGAACUUACUCCUUGAGGCACAUGUGAUUCCCCUAGAGAUUGUCAAAAUCGAAUUUUCCCAGGAGGAGAGAAGUUCGAUGAAAGGAAUGGCGGCGUCCCACGCCAAGCCACCGAACGACGGAUUCUUCGUCAAGAUCGAUACGGUCUCAGGUGGUAUCAUUUUCUCUCAACUCGAAGGGCACGAUAGCCAGCGGGCAAAUUUCGCCGAGACCCAAGACUCAUAUAUAGCCAUCCAUUCGUUCACAGAAGAGAUUAUGGGUGUCAACAGGAUGAUGUGUUCUAGCAAGGCUAUGAUUCUAGAGAGAAUCAAUAAUCACUAUGAGCGGAUUGGGUAUUUUGCCGACAUGAAGUGGGCAAACUAA
This is a messenger RNA of Clonostachys rhizophaga, 2022 nucleotides long. The record is from the annotation of a GenBank genome assembly. NCBI's taxonomy places the organism in Eukaryota, Fungi, Ascomycota, Sordariomycetes, Hypocreales, Bionectriaceae.